Molecule: messenger RNA, 6393 nt
Organism: Paramormyrops kingsleyae
Lineage: Eukaryota; Metazoa; Chordata; Actinopteri; Osteoglossiformes; Mormyridae
Gene: npc1
Product: Niemann-Pick disease, type C1
Biological process (GO): sterol transport; intestinal cholesterol absorption; cholesterol homeostasis
Cellular component (GO): plasma membrane
Molecular function (GO): lipid carrier activity; cholesterol binding
Source: RefSeq, a predicted model, not a curated record
GCGGAGCUCCGCGGCGGCGCCUCAGCUGACGGCCGGAAGCGGAUCCGCCCGCCGCAAACUGAAGGUGCUGGUAGUUCAGCCUAGUCAGUCACAGGCUGCUUUCGAGCCGCGUCUCCGGGAUGGGCGCUGCGCCGGGUACGACGCUUUUGCUCUGGCUCUGCCUCUUCGCGCUGCUUCUCGAGGUGUCGCACAAAUGGGUGUCUGCUCAGCAUUGCGUGUGGUAUGGCGAGUGCGGCAUGUCUACCAAGGUCCCUGGGAAACGCUACAACUGUAACUACACUGGUCCCCCCAUCCCUUUGCCCGAGGAGGGGCACGACCUGCUGGCGGAGCUGUGCCCAGGGUUGGACUAUGGAACCGACAGCCUCUGCUGUGACGUCCAGCAGCUACAGACCCUGAAAGGGAGUCUUCAGCUUCCUCUUCAGUUCCUCUCAAGGUGUCCUGCCUGCUUCUACAACUUGGUAAACCUGUUCUGCGAGCUGACGUGCAGCCCGCGCCAGAGCCUCUUCCUGAAUGCCACCAAGUUCUCUCCCGAUGCUGAGCACAACAAGACCAAUGUGGAGGAACUGCAGUACUACAUCGGGCAGACGUUCGCCAACGCGAUGUUCAACGCCUGCAUGGACGUUCAGGCCCCGUCGAGCAACGUCAAGGCCCUUUCGCUCCUCUGUGGGAAGGACGCAAAGGACUGCAAUGCCACCAACUGGAUAGAGUACAUGUUCAGCAUCAACAAUGGCCAGGCUCCCUUCUCCAUCACCCCCAUCUUUACAGAUGUUCCGAUGGCCGCCAUGACGCCGAUGACCAACGCGACACGUGGCUGCAACGAGUCCCUCCCGGACGGGUCGGAACCAUGCUCGUGCCAAGACUGCAGUCUGGUGUGUGGGCCCAUGCCCGUGCCGCCCCCCCUGCCCCCGCCCUGGACCAUCCUGGGCAUGGACGCCAUGGCUGUCAUCAUGUGGAUCUCCUACCUAGUCUUCCUGCUGGUCUUCAUCGGUGGGGUCUUGGGCACCUGGUGCUACAGGAGGAGAGCCAUCCUGUCAGAAUAUGGACCUAUCCUGGACAGCAACAGCGCUCACUCCGUGAACAGAGACGGCGACUCGGGCGCGGUCACCUGCUGCGAGACGCUGGGCGAGGCCUUUGAGGAAGCGCUGCGGCGCCUCUUCUCGGCCUGGGGGUCGCUGUGCGUGCGCCAGCCGCUGGCCGUGAUCCUGGCCAGCCUGGUCAUUGUGGCGGCGUGCUCGGGGGGCCUGGCCUACAUGCGCGUCACUACCGAUCCGGUGGAGCUGUGGUCGGCGCCGGGCAGCCAGGCCCGCCAGGAGAAGGACUACUUCGACAGCCAUUUCGGGCCCUUCUUCCGCACGGAGCAGCUAAUCAUCACCACCACCCUGCACUCGGCUUCCACCUUCUCCCCAUACUUUGGAGGUCCUGACGUGCCGUUUGGUGCCCCACUGGACAAGGGGGUGCUGCAUCAGGUGCUGGACUUCCAGACGGACAUCGAGAACCUGGAGGCCAGCUACGGGAACGGGACUGUGCGCCUGAAGGACAUCUGCCUGGCCCCGCUGGCCCCCUACAACGACAACUGCACCAUCCUCAGCGUGCUCAACUACUUCCAGAACAGCCACGAGGUGCUCGACCACCAGAUAGGAGACGAGUUCUUCACGUACGCGGACUACCACAGCCACUUCCUGUACUGCGUCAGCGCCCCAGCCUCGCUGAACGACACGGGGCUCCUCCACGACCCCUGCCUCGGCACCUUCGGCGGCCCCAUCUUCCCCUGGCUUGUUCUCGGUGGCUACGACGCUGCCAACUACAACAAUGCCACGGCCCUGGUGAUCACGUUCCCAGUGAACAACUACCACAACGACACGGAGAGGCUGAACAAGGCGCUGGCCUGGGAGGCCGAAUUCAUCCGGUUCGUGAAGAACUACAGCAACCCGAACCUGACCAUUGCCUUCAGCGCGGAGCGCAGCAUUGAGGACGAGAUCGACCGCGAGAGCAGCAGCGACAUCUUCACCAUCGGCAUCAGCUACGCCAUCAUGUUUGUCUACAUCUCCCUGGCGCUGGGCCACAUCCAGAGCUUCCGACGCCUGCUGGUGGACUCGAAGAUCUCGCUGGGCAUCGCCGGGAUCCUCAUCGUACUCGGCUCGGUGGCCUGCUCGCUGGGCAUCUUCAGCUAUGCCGGCGUGCCCCUAACCCUCAUCGUCAUCGAGGUCAUCCCCUUCCUGGUCCUGGCAGUGGGCGUGGACAACAUCUUCAUCAUUGUGCAGACGUACCAGAGGGACGAGCGGAUGCCCCAGGAGGAACUUCACCAGCAGAUCGGCCGCAUCCUGGGUGACGUGGCGCCCAGCAUGUUCCUCUCCUCCCUCUCGGAGACUGUGGCCUUCUUCCUGGGUGCUCUGUCCACCAUGCCGGCCGUGCGCACCUUCUCCCUCUUUGCCGGCUUGGCCGUUUUCAUCGACUUCCUGCUGCAGAUCAGCUGCUUCGUGAGCCUGCUGGGCCUGGAUAUCCGAAGGCAAGAGAGCAACCGCCUGGACAUCAUGUGCUGCAUAAAGCUGCCUGAGGGCCAGGAGGGGAAGACCGACGGCUUCCUUUUCAGGUUCUUCAAGAAGAUCUAUGCGCCCUUCAUUCUGAAGGACUGGGUGCGGCCCAUCGUGGUAUCAGUGUUCGUGGGCAUGCUGUCCUUCAGCAUUGCUGUGAUAAAUAAGGUAGACAUCGGCCUGGACCAGAAGCUCUCCAUGCCUGAUGACUCCUACAUGCUGCACUACUUCACCAACCUGAGCGCAUACCUCCACACCGGCGCACCCGUCUACUUCGUGGUGGAGGACGGCCAUGACUACCGGACGCUGGAAGGGCAAAACGCCAUUUGUGGGGGCGUGGGCUGCAACAACGACUCUCUCAUCCAGCAGCUCUACACGGCCUCUCAGAUGAGCAACUACACGAGAAUCGGCUUCCCGUCCUCGUCCUGGCUGGAUGACUACUUCGACUGGGUGAAGCCGGAAUCCACAUGUUGUAGGAUCUACAACACGUCCGGCGCCUUCUGCAACGCCUCCGUGGUGGACAAGUCCUGCGUUCACUGCCGCUCCCCAACACAAGGGAGGACCAGGCCCACCGAGGGCGAGUUCAUGAAGUUCCUGCCCAUGUUCCUGUCUGACAAUCCCAACCCCAAAUGCGGCAAAGGAGGGCAUGCGGCCUACAGCGCUGCGGUGGCCCUGACGCACAACGGCACCGACGUGGGCGCGUCCUACUUCAUGACCUACCACACCAUCCUGCAGACCUCGCAGGACUUCAUCGACGCCAUGAAGAUGGCGCGUAUCCUGGCCGACAACAUCACCCGCACCAUGGCCCCGCAGGGCAAGAACUACAGCGUCUUUCCUUACAGCGUGUUCUACGUGUUCUACGAGCAGUACCUCACCAUCGCCGCGGACACGGCCUUCAACCUGGGGGUGUCCCUGGCGGCCAUCUUCGUGGUGACCACCGUGCUGCUGGGCUUCGAGCUCUGGUCUGCCGUCAUGGUCUGCAUCACCAUCGCCAUGAUCCUCGUCAACAUGUUCGGGGUCAUGUGGCUCUGGAGCAUCAGCCUGAAUGCCGUGUCGCUCGUCAACCUGGUCAUGACCUGCGGCAUCUCCGUGGAGUUCUGCAGCCACAUCGUGCGUGCCUUCUCCAUCGGCACCGGCAGCACGCGGGUCGACCGGGCCGAACAGGCGCUGGCUAACAUGGGGAGCUCCGUGUUCAGCGGAAUCACUCUGACCAAGUUCGGCGGCAUCCUUAUCCUGGCCCUCUCCAAGUCCCAGAUAUUCCAGGUCUUCUAUUUCCGCAUGUACCUGGCUAUCGUGCUUCUGGGGGCGGCCCACGGCCUCAUCUUCCUGCCCGUGCUGCUGAGUUACGCAGGUCCCUCUGUAAAUAAAGCCAAACUGGCUGCUUCUCGAAAACGCUACGUGGGAACGGAGAGGGAGCGGCUGCUGAACCUCUAAGGCCUUCUCAAGAUAGGGGUGGGUCUGCGUUUCGGCGAUGGCGUGGGCCAGCUUCGGAUCUCGUCCUCCGAUCGCACACGGAUGCUUGCCCCACCCAGAAAAACUUCAGGCUGACUUCAUCUCUAACUCAGGAACUCUCAAAACCACACACACCACCUGGCACGUAAUAUUAUUUUUCGUUUUCAUCCAUCGGCAACACUACACAAGCACCGUGCCGCACGGAACCACACCCUGGACACGAGGGGGUGGGGGGCGGGGGUUUCACUGCAUGGAGUCAAGUGUCGACGAGGGACAUUGAUGUCUUCCUCUCUAGCAGCGGUAUAGGGACCCAGUAGCCGCUGCUGUGCCGGAUCGUCCUUUCCAGACACUGAAUCAGACGCGCAUCCAGACAGAUUUGCUUUUUAAUGGAUCUGUAUGUGCAACUGUAUAAAGGCUAAACAUUUUUUUCACAAAGUGAGACGAUGAGUUUAACUAACUUUGUACAUGACAAAUUGUAAAAUGGCUUGGGUGUUCAGAAGGGCUUUGCAGAGAUUUUUGUUCCAGAAGUUGCCAGUUGGAAAAUCUCACGAUGUUUCCUUGUCAGACACGAAACCACGGGACGACGCGGUCGCUACAAGCGGUUUGACGAUCUACAAGGGAACUUAAAAGGUUUUUGUUUUUGUAAAACAACUUGUCACAGGCUCCUUUCCCUGACUGCCGAUGCUCAUUUUAAUGAGGACCUCGAUGCCGGGGGGGGGUGGUUUGGAGGUGCUGGUAAACGCCUACUGCAGUCGCCCCCUGCUGGCUUGGCGGUCCAGGGGGGUGAAGGCCCUCCAGCCAUUGGGGAGUUUCUGCAGUACAGCGCUACACGUGGUUGCCGGAAGUGUCCCCCCCCCCCCCCGUGUCCUCCGUAGCUCCGUUUUUGCCGGUGCACAGGCCAUGAAAUUGGGCAGCGCACAACUCGAAAAAUUUUCCUGUUUUUUUUAAUAUUGUUUCUGUCACGAUUUCACCAAUGAAGUGUUCCAGGCAGAAAGCUAUUCCAGGCGCUCUCUGUGCUACAUGACAGUGAUUUCUUGAAUAAACUAAUCGUACUAAUCCGAUGCUCAGUUGUUUUGCUUGUCGGCUUGUCUCUGUAUGUGCAGAAAAGCCAAAGUAGCCCCCCCUACCCACCCACCCGCAUAAAGAACAUGCUUCAUCUGUGUCCCCCUAUGGUCAAAUUACGUCAAGAUGAUCUGCUGUAGCCCAGAUCUCCUGAAGCCCAGAUCUCCUGACCUUUUUUUCCCUUCAGUAGCAAUCGGAGAACUGAAACUUCCAAACACGCUGGAAUUAUCUGCGUUCUGGAGUCCGCGCUUCCAGCUGCGUUAUGCCAGGUCAUGACUAAUGUGCUGCGGUUUGCUGCAUGUAGAACUAAAAUUCCACAUUUCAUCUUUUUACGAAUUUAGGCAUUACAUUUACGCAGUCAGAUCGGAGUUAUCUGUUUGAAUGACCCUCAGCCUCUGUGCUGUUGUACAAUGUCAGUGUUUAUAGGCAAAAUAAGAAGUGACUGUCAAAGUUGUGGUUUUCUGAAGUUCUGAUGAACUUACUCUACUUUUAUAUCACAGUAUAUUUUUGAAACUUAAUGAUGAAUAAUGGCUUUUUGUGUGUCGUCCAGUAGAUUUAGUUUUAAGAGAGUUUGAAUUCAUAUUGGCUGUGUGGUAGCUCUCUGCUUGCUAUAUGCUAGGGAGGCUGUGUGUGUGAGUGAGAGAGAGAGAGAGUGAGUGCCCUGUGAUUGGUAGGCAGCCUGUCCCGGGUCAUUUCCUGCCUUGUGCAUGUAGCUUCCAUGAUAGGCUCUGGGCCCCUGGUACCCUGCCCAGGAUGAGCAGGUAUGGGAGAUGGGCCGCUGGCAGGGAGAAUGCCGCCAUUUACGGGUGAAGCAGGAGUGUCGUUUUGUAGGUGCCUUCUCUUUUCCACCCCGCUUCCCUGUGCCUGAAGACUUAAUGUCACAAAGGAAGGGCAAAGUCUUCCCUGGGGCGUCCCGUCAUUGUGAAGAAUCCUGUGCCUUCAGGUAGGGUUAUGACACUAACCAGGAUGAUGGUGUUUUCCCAGGAUGUGUCAUUGCCCUUUUCACAAAAUAUCAAUUUGAAGGAUUGUUGUUGUUGCUAAAACUUAUGUCCCUGCUGCAGCUAAUCAUUUAGUAUCUAGAAGGUUAAUUUCUGAACAUGAGGAAUCUCCACAGGACAUUUGGAGGUGCCUUUAUUUUUUGCAAAGCAAUUUUUGUAUGCAUUAACCUCUUGAGAGCUUGCAGGAAGUGCAGGAUGCUCUGUCGGUAUCCUAGCAAACUGACAGUUGACAUCUUACUGGCAAAGUAAAUAAAUAAUAUGUAAUUUUUAAGUUCAAUUUGAAGUGUCAAACUGUCUGCAAUGAUUGCAAGUAUUGGUAUGUUGCCUUUUAGAAAUAAACUACUUCUAUA